AUGCUCCCACAGGUCAUUCGGAUUCUGUAUGUCUUGUAUUUCUGCUUUUUCCAACGAGGCUUUAUCAGACUGAGCUCCUGUAAGGAGGAGAUAAAGCCCCCCAGCAGGGCAGGACCGCAGCUCUCGCCGUCUGACUUCCUGGACAAGCUCAUGGGGAGAACAUCAGGAUACGAUGCCCGCAUCAGACCCAACUUCAAAGGCCCAGCUGUAAAUGUCACCUGUAAUAUUUUCAUCAACAGCUUUGGGUCCAUCACAGAAACUACAAUGGACUACAGGCUCAAUGUAUUUCUACGACAAAAAUGGAACGACCCUCGCCUAGCGUACAGCGAAUACCCAGACGACUCCCUUGAUCUGGAUCCAUCCAUGUUGGACUCCAUCUGGAAACCGGAUUUAUUCUUUGCAAACGAGAAAGGAGCCAAUUUCCACGAGGUCACCACUGAUAACAAGCUGCUGCGGAUUUUCCAAGACGGCAGCGUUCUGUACAGCAUUAGGCUGACUCUUACCCUGUCCUGCCCUAUGGACUUGAAGAAUUUCCCAAUGGACAUUCAGACCUGUACAAUGCAGCUUGAAAGCUUUGGUUACACCAUGAAUGACCUGAUCUUUGAGUGGCUGUCUGACAACCCCGUUCAGGUGGCUGAUGAUCUUACCCUCCCCCAGUUUGUGCUAAAAGAGGAGAAGGAUUUGGGCUACUGCACUAAGCAUUACAACACAGGUCAAUUCACCUGCAUUGAGGUGAAGUUCCACCUGGAACGUCAAAUGGGCUACUACUUGAUUCAGAUGUACAUCCCCUCCCUCCUCAUCGUCAUCCUCUCAUGGGUGUCAUUCUGGAUAAACAUGGACGCUGCACCAGCCCGAGUGGGUCUGGGCAUCACCACGGUACUGACGAUGACCACGCAGAGCUCUGGUUCAAGGGCCUCGCUGCCAAAGGUGUCCUAUGUAAAGGCCAUCGACAUUUGGAUGGCGGUGUGCCUUCUGUUUGUGUUUGCUGCCCUGCUGGAAUACGCAGCAGUUAACUUUGUCUCAAGGCAACACAAGGAGUUCAUCCGGCUGAGGAAAAAGCAGCGGCAGCAAAGAAUAGAGGAGGAGCUGGUGAGGGAGAGCCGUGGUUUUUACUUCCGGGGUUAUGGACUGGGUCACAGCCUGCAGAACAAGGAUGGUACCGCUGUGGAGGGGGCCACUGUGUUCACCCGGCCGCCGCCUCUUCCUCCUCCAGUUACCUUGUACGACGGAGAGGUACUUCACAAGCGUUUUGUGGACCGGGCCAAGCGCAUUGACACCAUAUCCAGAGCAGUCUUUCCCUUGAGCUUCCUCAUAUUCAACAUCUUCUACUGGUUCACCUACAAAGUGCUGCGACACGAGGACAUCCAUGCAAAUUUGUAA
Messenger RNA from Cyclopterus lumpus (lumpfish), 1380 nucleotides. It is a transcript of the gene glra4a, whose product is annotated as glycine receptor, alpha 4a. Gene Ontology annotation, biological process: regulation of membrane potential; signal transduction; chemical synaptic transmission. Gene Ontology annotation, cellular component: neuron projection; plasma membrane; synapse. Bases 1 to 1380 code for a protein of 459 amino acids. The transcript is spliced from 9 exons. The record is from RefSeq and is a predicted model, not a curated record. Lineage: Eukaryota; Metazoa; Chordata; Actinopteri; Perciformes; Cyclopteridae. Gene Ontology annotation, molecular function: transmembrane signaling receptor activity; transmitter-gated monoatomic ion channel activity; chloride channel activity.